Messenger RNA from Durusdinium trenchii, 3069 nucleotides. Lineage: Eukaryota; Dinophyceae; Suessiales; Symbiodiniaceae. The record is from the annotation of a GenBank genome assembly.
AUGUGGCCGCUUCACAGGGCUUGUAGGCUGAGGCCGAGGCGGUCACUUCGAGGCCUCUCUUUGGCCUUGGUUUUUGCAGUUGCGCUUUGUGCCUCAGACAAUCAAAGGAGAACCUUUAUUCCCAUGAGAGCUCUACCGGUACCAGGUCGGUCAAUUUUGCCAGCAUUUGGAGCCCUGCAUUGGUGGUCUCAGGCCGCAGCAUGGGCAGAGGAGCAAGGCUUACCCAAAAAGAGUCUGUACGCAACAGCAGAAGAAGCUAAGGCAGCUGCAGAAAAGCUGAAAGCUGCUGGUGUCCAGGCGAACUUGCUUGAGGAACCUAUAGAUAUUCGACCUCCUGUCGUUCCAAAGGAUGCAGAGCCCUCCGCAAUGGUGCGGGAUUUGGUAAAGGAGGCUCUAGACGCCAUUUUCCAAGGGGACAUAGGUUCCGCUUUCAACAUCAUUUCCGAUAUCAUCGCAGAAGCACAGGCAGCAAUCGAGGAAGAUGGAAUUCCUUGGGAGCAGGUCGGGCCGUUCUUCUUGGGGGUCGUGCUUUUGGCGAACGUUGCUCAAUUUGUAUAUCCUUUGAUGGAGGAAGCGAUGGAGGAGGAUGAUUAUGAUCGACUCCCAAUGCCAAGCGACCUGCCAAGCGGCCAAAGGAGAGCACCUCGAAUAGUCCAAGAGGAGGUUGAUUUGAAGCUACCUCCGAAACCAAUGUCUCAGAUAGUGGCUGAAGACGCAGCAAAGAAGGUUGCAAAGAAGCCAGACCAGGCCAUCGAAACGCACUGCCUUUUGGUUUGUGGAGACUGUUGGGAGCUUGGCAGACGGCUGCGACAAGAGUGCCAGUUCCAGCUGCAGAUCCUCAAUGAGCCUGAAACCACAAGGAUUUGGUGCAACGACACCCUCAACGAUUUUGUAGCUUUGCGCUGCACACCUGCGUGUUUGGUCGAUUCGUGGAAGUUUGCCCUCCAGGCAGACGCUUGCAUGCACAAAUGUGGGAACUACAACACAUGCCAAUGCCGAGGGUACAGAGGAAGCACGCUGGAUCCAACAUGCCAUGGCUUCACAUUCAGCGAUGGCUCAGUGAACCCAAGGCCGGAUCUCUACUAUGACUGCGCGUUAACCCCUCCAGACUGCAAACACACCAGCUAUGGUGUGGAAUGCAACACAUACAGAUAUUGCCCUGCCAACAAGUGUUUGAUUGAUGCUCAUGCGUUGACUAUGGAAGUAGAGAGGAGAAUCGACCCUGAAGAUGGCAAGGCUCGGACUUUUGAUGAGCUUUUGCAGCAUUACAAGUCUGCCUACACGCAUCAGGAGUUGCUCCAGUAUUGGGACCGGUGUCAACAAGAGGUACCGACUGAUCCCUUCCUGACUUCUCUUCAGCAGCAAGAUUUCAAGUUGAGACCUGAUCAUGAGCCUCCCACAGAGCCAGCUUCACAGGUCAAUCUUGGUCCAGUGAAGCUAUCGGAAGAUCCAUUUCUCGCUGCGGGCUUCACCGGGCAGGCCAGGAAUGCGACGAAGUACCCAAAUGGUGCACAGCAAUUUCAGCCAGAGGCAAGCUAUUAUAAGGAUACCCAGAAUUGGUCCGAAACUGCCUCUGCUUGCUUGGGUCCUGGAGAUGUGAACAGGCAGCCACGUGCGCGUACGAUAUUGAUCAUGGUACCCAUCCUACUCUUUCUUUGGGAAUUGGUCGUUUGGAGUCUCCUAGCCCACGUCACCAGAAACGGCUGCUGGUUGAUCACAGUCACAUUGCUGGUGGUCUCUGCAGCAGCUAUUGGAAUGUGGUACCAGGGCAUGCGGUGGGGACCAGUGUCGUUGGUCUCCCUUGGCGUUUUGUGCAUCAUCGCCAUCAUUGGUGGAACUGCUCUUGGUCAGCGAGGCUGGGAACAAUUCUGGCGGCAGUUCUUUUGGAUGAAUAUCGGGCAGCAGCUUGUGCCAACUUUGGGUGGCACUGCUGCUGGUGCUCGCUCUGAUGCAGCAACAUUGGUGUUUGGAACAGAAGCAGGCGGCCUGGACCAUUCAUCUGUCGAUGCAUUCCGCUCUGUUGGUUUCAAGGACACCGACCUGUUCUGCGUUGCCCCGGUGCUGAGUCCCGAGAGUGCCGGAAUGGACUUCCCCAGGGUUAAUUACUGGGCUGUGGGGAUAAACUGCUGCUCGAAGUCUGGAAAUUUCUUUUGCGACCAGUCCAGAGACUCCAGCGCCUUGCAAGCUGUAGUGCAGCUUGGAGGAGGCUACCCGUGUCCAAGCUGCAAUGUGGAGUCUUUCCAAAAGGCCAUUGCCAAGGCCGAGGCUACUUAUGGUCUUGUGAGUGCUUCAGAUGCUCUUAUGGUUAGAUGGGUGGCGAGUGCAUCCAAAACCAAGUUCCAAGGUGGUGUAUUGGCCAUUGCGUAUUUGCUGAUUUGCGUUGUCGUAGGCAGCAGCUACAUUCUCACCGUGACCAUGACACAUACCUUGGCUCCUGGCCACAGAACCUGCAACGAUCAAGAUGCAACGACCUACAACGAUACGUGCAUUGAGGGUGUGUGUAUGGGCAUCUUGGAUUCUGGCUAUCAGUAUCAAACAAUGGGUGGCGGGGAAUGUGUGGACCGGCAAAAUAGACGAAUGGCUCGCUACACAGGCGAUGUGCAGGAACAAGCUGAGUGCGAACAGAUUUGCACAGGCGAUCCACAGUGCGCUGGCUAUGCCUAUAGUUUCCCACUGUGUAGCAUUUACGGAACCGUGCGAACCCAUUUGCCUAUGGAGCGGCCAACUUGGUCAUUCCAGGCUGGAACGGAUCCUGUGGCUGUGGUGAUCGAAGCGGCCCUGGACAUGUCACCUGUGCAGCGGCGUUCUAUUUGCCGGAAGAAGGGCGUGGUGGGUGACACCAUCACAUUUGAUUCUGAUAUCCAGGUUUCCGCUGAUGAGUUCUUCUCUCCGGUCAGGAUUGGAAUAUUCUUCUUGAUCAUCUUCGGCUGCUUUUUUGCACUGCCUUUGACUGAUUACAUUUCUCGUCUGCUGAAGUGCAGGCGAGUGCAACAGUUGCCUAAAGAUAAAGACAUGCUGUUAGACAGUCAGGGCACAUGUGGCUUUCGCUUGCAGGAAAGACCCACUUGA